GCAUUUCUCCCACUUGAGCCAGGCAGGCUUUCAUCUUUUUGUUUUGUUUAAAUCAUCACACCUUUUCGAUCUCACAAUCAACACCCAACACCCAACACCCAGCACACAUUAACAAAAACCACUUCGCUUUUCAAGCACUCAAAGACAACACCAGCUCCCACUUUUUUACACACCGCUUAGCGAAGACAGCAAACCAACAUGGAGGGCCUUAAACAGUUUAAUAGUAAUUAUAACAGUAGUAUAAUGGGCCUGAACUUCCCCCUCGACAACUUUGCCUCGAGCCCAAUGCCCCGUGUUCAGCAGCCCAACAUCUUGGCUGUCUGCGUUGUUGAUGAGACCAGCAAGGGACCUCAGUGCUAUGUUUAUUCUACCUUGGAAGGCAGAGGCCAGUGGCGGCCCUGACAUCCCUAUUAAUGAUCGCGCGAUAAAGCUCACAGACCUCAGUGGCAGCAGGGUUUGUGAGCCGAGUCGCCAGGCCGGUGUCUCGGAGGAGCAGACGACUUUGUUUGUGAGAGAAAUGAAGCAGUUUUACCCCUCGGCCAACGAUGACGCCGUCCACUCCGUCCACAAUAGUCUGGAGAAGGAAGAGGAAGAGUUAAAGGAUGUGAAGAUUGAUGCAAAGCUGACGAUUACUUCAAGUGAUGCAAAGAUGAACACUUGGUUCGGGUUCGUUUCAGAGGGCGCCUUGUUCUUGCGGGGCGACGGAUGGGACGACAUGGACAUUCGGGAGAGCGUUGUUGCGGCCCUCGACCUUGCGGAGGAGCAACUCGGAUGCCAGUCAGUCCACCUCUGUCUGGAAAAGAGCAAUCCCAAUCUCGCGAAACUUGCGCGCACUUUGAUGUACGCUGGCUUCGAGAUGGUCCAUCCGGGUGCUCUUGCCCAUGCGGACCCCAAAUACCUUGUUCUGGGUAUGGAUCUUGGCGUGGAUCUUUAAAACGGCUCCAGCCUCAACAAUUUUGUUCCUUUUUUUUUUGGAACCGGCUUUUCACAUUUGUUUUAAUUCUUUCUUCGUAUGCUUGCUUCUUUUUUUCUUUCCCUUUGAUCUCUCCUCAUCCAGACAAGUUGACAAAAAAA
Messenger RNA from Gamsiella multidivaricata, 1074 nucleotides. RefSeq names its product acyl-CoA N-acyltransferase. Lineage: Eukaryota; Fungi; Mortierellomycota; Mortierellomycetes; Mortierellales; Mortierellaceae. Gene Ontology annotation, biological process: positive regulation of protein catabolic process. Gene Ontology annotation, cellular component: nucleus; cytoplasm. The transcript is spliced from 4 exons. Bases 332 to 934 code for a protein of 200 amino acids. Gene Ontology annotation, molecular function: ornithine decarboxylase inhibitor activity. The record is from RefSeq and is a predicted model, not a curated record.